Messenger RNA from Neurospora tetrasperma FGSC 2508, 2304 nucleotides. RefSeq lists its product as uncharacterized. Gene Ontology annotation, biological process: RNA polymerase III preinitiation complex assembly. Bases 1 to 2304 code for a protein of 767 amino acids. The transcript has a single exon. Gene Ontology annotation, cellular component: transcription factor TFIIIB complex. The record is from RefSeq and is a predicted model, not a curated record. Gene Ontology annotation, molecular function: TFIIIC-class transcription factor complex binding. NCBI's taxonomy places the organism in Eukaryota, Fungi, Ascomycota, Sordariomycetes, Sordariales, Sordariaceae.
AUGCUCAAGAAACCGGGCUUCGGCCCCAAGGUCAAACCCAAGGUGGUUGCUCGUCGCAACGCGCCUCCUUCAGCAAAAUCCACCGAUUCAACUCCCGCCCCGACCGAGUCAACAACCUCACAACCUACCACAGCUGCCGCCACUCCCACAGCCGAGUCCGGUCCCUCGACCCGUCAGGUGUCGCCGGCUUCAGCUUCAGCUCAGCCUACACCCCCUGCAACUCUCCCAAGCGAUACGGCCCCCGAGAAGGAGUCUUCGAGUGUUGCCAAACCGGUUUCCAAAGAUGCCGCUCCAACGGACAAGCAAGCCCAACCUGCCACGAUCUCAGCUACAGCUUCUGUUCCAGCUCCGGCGCCAACUCCAGCCCCUACCGCAACGGCGAGUACCCCCGUGGAAAAGCCAGUAGAAAAACCAGUUGAGAAGCCAGCCGAGAAACCGACAAGCGAAAAGAGUUCGAAUGCGACGACCGCGACCGAGAAUCCGAAAGCAGCGGCACCAAGACAGACACCUUCCAAAGCCAGGGGUACACCGGCGGCGGUUAUUACUCCGACCAUCAUCGAAAUCACUAGGCCCAGAGGCAGAAGCUCCGUGGCGACAUCAGAAAUCAUAGCACAAUCUCCGUCCAGAGCUACACGCCCGACACCCGCGGCCGAUCCUUCAAGUACCACGUCCUCGGCCACCCCCAGUGGAACCUCGUCUACAGAGGCAGCUUCAACGCGUUCCAGCACAGAAACUACACAACCGGUUACCCAGUCCGAGAGCUCCACUGAGAGUCGAGCAGAGUCAAGUGCCGAGGCAACGGCCGCACCAACCACUAAAACUACCAAGAAGGCGCCCGUACCAAGGGCACCACGGGCUCCUCGAAAGCGCAAGGCGGACGCAACAGUCGAUCAAGCGGACAAUGAUGAAGCCGUGGCCGAAGCCGAAACGGCAGCGCCACCUCCCAAGAAGCGAACGCGGACAACAAAGAAAGCCGCGGCCGAGUCGAGUGCCGAUGGAGAGGAAGCGGCUGAAGGCGAAAGCGAAGCCGCAGUACCAGCUCCCAAGAAGCGAGCUCCUCGAAAACGUAAAACGGAUGCAGCAACCGGCGAAGGCGAAGCGGAUAACGAUGAAGCCGAAGGUGCAUCAGCAGCAACAGCAACAGCACCUCCCAAAAAGCGCGCACGGACAAGGAAAUCAGCAGCCGAGCCGAGCGUUGAGGGAGAAGACGACCAGGAAGCAGCACCCAAGCCGAAGCGGGUGCGGAAGCCAAGAAAGCCCAGGACAGAGUCGAACAACAUCGAUCCAGCUCUCCUGGGCGAUGAGGAGCAAAAUGAAGAAGCACAAGCCAACACCAAGAAGGGCAGGCAACAGCGCGAAGCUACCCCCGAAAAUGCCGAGCAAGUGCAGAUCGACCGCACCCAGCUAACCAUGGCCGAGCUGGCCAAGGACCUGCACAUCGGCAAGAAAUUCAGUCUACACGACGAGCUCGCCGAGCGCGAGCGCGCCAAACGACAGAAGUAUUACGAAAAGCGCAAGAAGCAAAAGCGCGGCGAGACCGCUGACGGUGACGGCGACAAUGCCGACGGCGGCGCCAGCGGCGAACAAUCCGCCUCCGGCACCCCCGCUCCCGGCGGAACCUCUGCUACCAACCCUGCUGCGUCCUCCCGGCCUGCUGCCGCCGCCGCCAUCGACGAGCCUCCUCUAGUCGACUCGUCCGUCGGCGCCAUCGGCGAGCAGUAUAUCAUGAUCGACGGCGAAAUCCGCCUCAACGAGCGCUCGCUCCAAGUCGACCGCCACGCAGCCGUCGACCAAGCCAACUACGAAGUGCAAGAAGAAAACGACUUUACGCACUUAACCACAUCAGCCACCUACCUCCGCCGCAACAUGAAACCGGGCCAAUGGUCCGACGAAGAAACCGACAAGUUUUACUCGGCUUUAACCAUGUUCGGCACCGAUUUCGAAACCAUUGCUCGCCUGUUCAAGGACAAGACGCGCAAGCACAUCAAGUUGAAAUUCAACCGCGAGGAGCGCGCCGAUCCGGACAGGAUCCAAAAGGCGCUGGUGGGCGAGAGAACGGUCAUGAUUGACAUUGAGCAGUACCAGCGCGACACGGGGCAGGAGUUUGAGACGGCCGAGAAGAUUUAUGAGGAGCAGAGGAAGGCUGAGGAGGAGUUUGAGGCGCGGCAAAAGGCGAUUGAGGAUGCCAAAGCCGAGGAGGAGCGGAAGAAGGCCGAGUUGCUGUUUGGGAAGGAUGGACAGGGAGGGGUGGCGGGGGGCAAGAAGAGGAGGGGGAAGAAGGCGAGGCCGGAACCAACUUGGUAG